CCGGCUUCCGCCUCCCCCCGACCACAGUUCCCUGCCCCGAGUGCUUUUCUUCUCUGCCCCCCCCCCCGCCCUCGUUUGGCCUUUUUCACCACCCCAGCCCACCAUGUUGAUCCGUCGGACAUGGUUCAUGUUCCAGAUGGUCCCGGUGGCCAUCGCCUUCUCGGUGCUCCUCAACGUCGGCUUCAGCGCCGUGCAGCACUCCACCUACUGGGAACACCGGCGCGCGCGUGUUGAGCAGCAGCAGCUGGAGGAUUUCCGCAAGAAGGUCGAGCAGGGCACGGCCACGCCCCUGUUCGGCGACAAGGGAGUCAUCCCGCCAUUCAUGCGCCGGGAUGGGUGAGCAGCAUGCCUACAUUGCUGUCCAUCCCCCGGUUGUGGCCGUCAACUCCUCCUGCUCCAAUAUACGCGUAACAUACACACA
Messenger RNA from Fonticula alba, 421 nucleotides. RefSeq lists its product as hypothetical. The coding region runs from base 104 to 340 and encodes 78 amino acids. The record is from RefSeq and is a predicted model, not a curated record. The transcript has 2 exons. NCBI's taxonomy places the organism in Eukaryota, Rotosphaerida, Fonticulaceae.